This is a messenger RNA of Castor canadensis (American beaver), 1422 nucleotides long. RefSeq names its product putative methyltransferase-like protein 21E. The record is from RefSeq and is a predicted model, not a curated record. NCBI's taxonomy places the organism in Eukaryota, Metazoa, Chordata, Mammalia, Rodentia, Castoridae.
UGACGCAUUAAUGGGAGCAAGUGAACUUUGCAUCCAUUGCUGGGAAGCUUUAUUUUAGAUUAAUGUCAGAGUUUUCAGUACACAGAGCAAAACUUACUUCCUGCCAAUGUUUUAAUCACCUCUUAAAUUUUAGAAUCUGUCUUACAAGUCAAUAAGAUGAUGAUACCUUUCUUUGUGGUAGCUGAGGUGGUUUCAGUUUUCAAGAAAUGAUCAAGAAAAUAUCAACAUAGAAUCAUCUGUCAGUUUAUCACUUGAUGGAUCCAGAAGUUCAAGACGAGACCAGAGAAGGCCAUGAUGAAAAACAAGUGGUCACAGAGAUAAUGGCAAGAUGUUUUAUUCCAACUAGAAUAACAGCCAUUUCCUGGGAAGGCUUUCAUUUUGUUGGUCAUGAGAUUCAGAUCACUGAAGCCACAGAUUGUUACGGUGCUGUUGUUUGGCCAUCGGCCCUUGUUCUAUGCUAUUUCCUCGAAACAAAUGCAAAGCAGUAUAAUAUGGUUGACAAAAAUGUGAUUGAAAUUGGAGCUGGAACAGGGUUAGUUUCUAUUGUGGCAAGUUUACUUGGUGCUCGUGUGACUGCCACAGAUUUACCUGAAUUACUUGGAAAUCUGCAAUAUAAUAUUUCCAGAAACACCAAAAUGAAAUGCAAGCACUUGCCUCAGGUUAAAGAGCUCUCCUGGGGCAUAGAUUUAGAUGAAGACUUCCCUAGGUCUUCUAAUAAUUUUGACUAUAUCCUGGCAGCAGAUGUCGUCUAUGCCCAUCCUUUCCUAGAAGAACUCCUCGUUACUUUUGACCAUCUGUGCAAAGAAACUACCAUCAUCCUCUGGGUCAUGAAAUUCAGGCUGGAGAAAGAAAAUAAAUUUGUAGAUAGAUUUAAGGAACUAUUUGACAUGGAGGAAAUUUCCAGCUUCCCUAGCCUGAAUAUUAAGCUGUACAAAGCCAUGAGGAAAAAUCGGAGGAGUGCAUAAUAUCAUCAAAUGAGGAUGUGGAAAGACCAAGGCAGUUUCUAGUAGAUUAGCAUUUUAAAGAAAACCCUGAAAAAUCUUACCUAACACUGACUUUCCCAAGAGGAAGCACUCAUAUAACUAUGCACUCCACUAUGAGAAUCAAUGAUAGCUCCCCAAAUUUGCUUUAGCCUAGGCAGGGAUUUUCUCACAUGUAACAGGUGCACCUGUAGGAUUGGGGUAACUUGCCCCUUGUCACUCCCCAUGAACAUUCAGGGCCGUCUUGUUAUUACAUGGUAAUUGGAGCUUUCUGCAAAGUCACACUGUGUGGUCAUUGUCUUCUCUUCUCAUCCCUCUAUAGCACUGUUUAUUGUUAUUUUUAAAAGUGAAUGGUGCAAUUAUUAUUUUUAAUGUGUGAUUGCAAAACAAUGCUUUUCAAUAAUGAUAUCUCUUGAAUGGACAUCACUGUUAAUUCUUUUAA